CAGAGUACACUAAAGAGGACUACAAAGAUAGCAGUACUCGCCUGCUAGACUGCAUGGAAGAUUAGUGGAACUAGUAGAUUGCAACCGGCCUCGCAAUUCAGGAUAUGCGAUGCUGACGCAGUAUAGAUGCUGGACAUUCCUUAGGAAAGACCACCUCUGUGACUAUGCGACCGUGUCUGUCUGCACUCUGCACACGUUCUUUGACUGGCUACUCAGUCACUGCCAAGGGAAGGGAGGAAGGAGACGCAGAGGAACUAAGUACGCUAGCUCCCUAGGGACGUACUGGAAGGUAUACCGGCUGGUAUAUGAGAGAGCAGCGGGUUUUAAGCUAGAUGGAAAAAUGAACCGGAGCAUGCACAAGGUGCUAAGGAAGCUAACUAAAAAGCACAGCUUAAAGAAGGUAGGGCAAGAUAAGGCUUGUAUGUAUGUAGAGGAUCUGAAUCUAGUGCUACAAACAAACCUAGCAACAACUGAAAAGAGAUAUCCCCACGGACGCUGUAGGAUCCAGGUUCAGUUAUAUCUACAGAUAGCAGGCUUUACAGUGAAUCGGCCGCAAGCUAACUACUGUUCUUAAUUUG
Lindgomyces ingoldianus is the source of this 578-nucleotide messenger RNA. RefSeq lists its product as uncharacterized. Bases 110 to 574 code for a protein of 154 amino acids. The transcript has 2 exons. The record is from RefSeq and is a predicted model, not a curated record. NCBI's taxonomy places the organism in Eukaryota, Fungi, Ascomycota, Dothideomycetes, Pleosporales, Lindgomycetaceae.